UCUGUCUAUCUUGUGUGUAUAGGCCGCCAUGGCCAACUACAACUAUGACGAGGCCGGCAACAUGGCCGCAUACUUUCUCCUCACCUGCCUCUCCAUCAUCCUGAUUCCCAUCACUCUCGCGUCUCUUUCACGAUCGAAACCGCAAGUCAGAACAGGUUGCCAGUGCAUCCAAUGUGUCGAACGACGGGCGAGCAUACGAAAGCGCGAACGAGGAUCGUUCUUGAAACCGAAGAUCACACGAAAAACUGUAUUUCUUCUUCUUGGGUGGACCGUGGCAGGGUACCUGGCGUACAAGGCUGCCACGACAGAGGUGGAGAACAAGGUUUAUGACCCCUUCGAGAUACUUGGUCUGCGUAGUGGUGUCGACUUAAAGGCUAUCAAGUCUCAUUACAAGAAGUUGUCUCGGAAAUUCCAUCCAGACAAAGUGAAGCUAGGAAUUAAUGACACGAUAGAGGCUGUUGAGGCCAAAUUCGUGGAGAUCACCAAAGCGUAUAAGUCAUUAACGGACGAGACGAUUCGCAAGAACUGGGAGCUGUACGGCCACCCAGAUGGGCGGCAAGAGAUCUCUAUGGGUAUCGCUCUGCCAAAGUGGAUUGUCGAGAGUGGGAACAACAUCUGGGUUCUUGGAGCAUAUGGGCUCAUCUUUGGCAUCGGAUUGCCCUCCAUGGUGGGCAAGUGGUGGUUUGGUAACCGGCAAAAGACGAAGGACGGUGUCAACGCUCGCAGUGCGGCUGCAUUUUUCAAGAGUCUGACCGAAGAUUCCGGCAUCGACGAGGUCGUGGGGUCUCUUGGGAAAGCAUUUGAGUGGGAACGGUCAAGCGCGAACACCGCCAAGCAAGAGGGCGAGCUGUUGGAUCUCGAGAAGAAGAUCAAGGGGAAGCUCGAUGGCAAGUGGGAUGAAUUGAGGAAGUUGGCAGAGGUGAUGCCUGGGGAGCAUGAGAGUCGGCGCAGAGCGUUCAUUCUGCUGUAUGCACACCUCUUGCGACUUCCAGUGACUAGUUCGUCUUUACGUGCAGAACAGGCCGAGUUGCUGCUGCAGACACCAACUCUGCUUAACUCCAUGCUCAACAUCAGUAUCUCGCGCAACUGGUUACAGCCCACACUUUCUGUGAUGCGGCUGCACGCGUACCUCGCUCAAGCUCUGGUCCCUGGACAGAACAAUCUCAAGCUUGCCCAGCUGCCUGGUGUCAGCCCGGCCGAGGCUGCGGAGCUCGCGCCGAAAGCAGGUGACAUGGAGGAUCUGAUCAGCUCGCUCGAGAAGAACGGAGAUGAGCGUGUCGAGGAGAUCAAAAAGGCCACGGAGAAGUGGGGGAAGGUCGAGGUUCUUGAUGCGUCGCUGAAGGUCUUCGGAGAACGGUUCAUCACCCCUUCAGCGUUCAUUUCGUUUCUCCUGAAGGUGCGCUUAUCGCCUCCGACGGCACAGAAAAGCGCGAAUGGUACCGCGCCUGACCGGAAGGCGGAGGAAGCAAGGGAGAACGAGUUCCUGGCGAGUAAGAAGGAUACAGAGGAACUUCCUGAUGGUCAAGCGAGUAUCAGUUGGGCACAUGCGCCCUACUGGCCUGCAAAUCGUCGACCGGGAUGGUGGGCAGUGCUCGCGGAUGUCAGGUCUAACAAGCUGGCUGUCCCACCCAUUAAGAUUGCGGACAUUCCGGUCGGCCCGCAGUAUCGUUUCUACAAGCAGCAAUUCCAAGGGCCGCAGACCCCGGGAUUGUUCCACUGGAGGAUGUACCUGAUUAGUGACACGUUCGUGGGCGAGGAGGUCUCGAGGGACAUCAUGUGGAAGGUGGACGACGCGUCGGUGUUGAACUCUGAAGACAUCACAGCGGAGGACGACAUCUCAGAUCCCGAGGAGGACUCCUUGGCAGGGCAGAUGGCGCUGAUGCGGGGUGGGUCGGUGAAGAAGCGGCAGGACGAGGAGAGUGACGAUGAGAGCUCGACAGACGAUGACCGCCCGAAUGAGCCUGAGAGCAGUAGUGAUAGUGAUUGAAAUUCUAAUGACAUUGUGGGC
Molecule: messenger RNA, 2008 nt
Organism: Laetiporus sulphureus 93-53
Lineage: Eukaryota; Fungi; Basidiomycota; Agaricomycetes; Polyporales; Laetiporaceae
Exons: 10
Coding region: 29-1987 (652 amino acids)
Biological process (GO): post-translational protein targeting to endoplasmic reticulum membrane; SRP-dependent cotranslational protein targeting to membrane
Cellular component (GO): Sec62/Sec63 complex
Molecular function (GO): RNA binding; transmembrane protein transporter activity
Source: RefSeq, a predicted model, not a curated record